This is a messenger RNA of Pecten maximus, 2248 nucleotides long. Its product is annotated as programmed cell death protein 10-like. Gene Ontology annotation, biological process: positive regulation of MAP kinase activity; regulation of Golgi organization. Gene Ontology annotation, molecular function: protein kinase binding. NCBI's taxonomy places the organism in Eukaryota, Metazoa, Mollusca, Bivalvia, Pectinida, Pectinidae. The record is from RefSeq and is a predicted model, not a curated record. Gene Ontology annotation, cellular component: FAR/SIP/STRIPAK complex; Golgi apparatus. The transcript has 9 exons. The coding region runs from base 185 to 910 and encodes 241 amino acids.
AUGGAACUCUUCUUUGCGGAGGUAAUUUUUACUUCCUGGAAAAAGCAAUCGCGGACAGUUUGGAGUGACAGUCCGAAAAGAAUCAUUUGCUGCACAUCACAACCAUGUAACCAACCCUUGUACAAAGUUUGUAUGUCAUAUAAAGGGGGAUAAUUCUGUUGACUUUUGAGCACGGAAACCAAUUAUGACAAUGGGAGACAGCAACAAAGCCCUGUAUGCUAAAAUGAUAGUAGAUGUGGUCAUUGGGCCUGUGUUGGAGAGGCUUGAGAAGAAAGAUAUAUCAGUUGCUCAGACAUUAAGAGCUGCUUUUGCAAAGUGUGACAAUGCCCUGCCAGGGUUUACAUACGACUACAUGCGAGGGAUGCUACGGAAGGGUGAUAUCCACGACAGAUUUGACAUGUGUGCCACCCUCCUUUACCUGGGAGGCUCACAAGAUUCUGAGGAAUUAAAGAUUAGCCGCCCAGAGCCAACAUUCCAGGAGCUCAGUAGAUGUGCCACUGCCCUGAAGAAGAUCCUCAGUCGCAUUCCAGAGCAAAUCUACAACAGGAAGCAGUUCCUAGAGACCAUUAAGGAAAUAGCCAGUGCUAUUAAACGUCUACUGGAUGCUGUGAACCGAGUGAUAGCAGAAGUUCCCUCCACUGAUAAUGGGAGCAAGCAGAUUUUGGAAGAGAGAAAGAAAGAGUUUGUAAGAUAUUCCAAGAGGUUCAGCAACACAUUAAAAGAUUUCUUCAGGGAUAAUAACCAGUCAUACUUUCCUGACGAACAAUUAGUAAAGGUGUCAUAUACAGGUUUUACUAUGUAUGUAUCGGAGAGAACCUUCGUGAUAAAUCAAAGUGUCUUCAUCAGUGCCAACUACCUGAUUUACCAGACCAACGUCAUCCUCAGAUGUGUCAAACAUGAAUGCUGUUGAUACCAAUGUUUUUCCUAUGGAAAACGACCUACAGAAUUCAUUGUGUUAAAAUGGAAAGUGAAACUUUAAGUAAUCACUGUGUUAACUAUAUGGAAAUUGAAACUAAUAGAAAUCACUGUGUUAGAUAUAUGGAAAAUGAAAGUUUCAGUGUUCCACAAACUGAUUUUGUUUUAUUAAAGAUUUAUUAUGUCUAUAUAAACUACCAAAUACCAGUAAGUUGUAAAAAGUUCAAGGCAUGGUUAAAUUAAGGGAUCUGUAUUAAAAAGCAAGUGAAAUGUUUUAUGUGAAAUUAAGAUUAUAUAGAUGUUUGUAUGAAAAUUGUGUAUAUCUGAUGUACAGUUUUAUAAAAAAAGAAAAAAUCCUGAUUUGAUAUGAUUCCAUACCUCAUUCUUAACUAUAGAUAGUAUCCACUUAAUGAACAUUUGUAUGUUCUAGAAAAUAUUUCGUUUAUGUUAGAUGAAGAUUUCAAAGUGCUUUGAAAAAAAUAAGUAUAUAAUAGUUUUCUUCCCUAUAAAAGUCCUGUUCAUGUCUCCAAGAAUUUCCACAUCUCUUUACAAUGUACACAUUCGGAAGUUAAAAACUUCCUGUUUUUGUUCCGUUUUACAGGCAUAAUGUACAUAUUGUAGCAGAGACUGAUGAAGUAUUGGGGAAUGAAAGUAUUGAGUGAAUGAAGCCAUGGGUUGAAAUUUUGAUGAACAUUUUGUAACAUAAUCAUUCCACAUUACAUGUACAAACUAUCACAUGUGUAACCCACAGACUCAGUUGGUGAUGGUGCACAAAUAUUCAAGCCAAUACAGUUUAUAAAACACCAGUUCAGUUUUAUUUUUUAAGUCCUAAUUGAGUAUGUAUUCAUACUUGACGUUACUGAACUACUGUUAUCAGAAUAUUUGACUAAGUUACCAGUAAGGACAUUUCUUUGUCUCAGAAAAUAUUUCAUUUAAACUUAUCACCAUAUUGAGUCAUUUUGAAUUAAAUGUUUACCUUAGAGAAACAAAGUUCUACGUGAAUGGUUUCAUUGGAACAUUUGUUAUCAAACUAACAUAGGAUUUUAAUUAUUGUGACUGAAGUUUCUGAGGUGGAACUAUGCAUAUAUCAGUUUUACAUUGUAUUCGAGUCAACAGGCUCUAUUUGUUUUAAAUAUCUUCUGCGAUCAAAAUGGUUUGUUACACUGUAAGUUGGAGACUUAGAAGUGAUGCUACAUUCAUAUUCUGUAGAGUUGAUUUAUGUUCUUAUUAUCAAAGCCUAUAUUGUAUUCUCUUGAUGAUUUGGAUGCACAUAUUGUACUGAAAAGUUAAGAUGUCCUGCUGUCCAUGCAAUAUAAAUUGUAUCCUGAAUCUU